UCGUAUGCCCCACUCUAGCAGUUGUCAAAAAUCCAAUAUUUUAUGGAAAUUAAUAGCAAAUUAUUUCUGUUCUUACUGUAAAAUUAUUCGUGAAAUUAAUGUAUUAAUAGAGUAAAUAAGGUUUUUAAAAAUUAUGGUGAAGCUAGCUUAAGUAUAUUUAGAGGUUCGGAAGCAUUCCGGAGUCGUAAAUCGUGAAUAAAAAUGGCGGGAAUAUGCUGUGUGGAUGGCUGUGAUCCUACAGCAGAGGAUGUCACCUACUUCAAGUUUCCAAACAGCCGUACUUUACGCCGCAAGUGGCUGGACGCGAUCAACAACUCAGUGAAGGUGACCCUGGACACAGCGGUCUGCAGUCGGCACUUUCUGCCCAACCAGUACGAGGUGAUACGCGGCAAGAAGAGACUCAAGGCGAAAGUAGUUCCCAGCGUGUUUGAUAACAUCACAAAGCCAACAUCUCCACAAAAAGAGAAAACGGAUUCCAGUGAUGGUGAAGAUUCAGUUCCCUUACAAAAAGUCAAAUCCGUUGCCACAGACAAUACAGAUACAGGACAGAGCAAACAAUCUCCAGACCAUAGACUUGAGGAUAGACAGGACAGUGAGGCUAGUGUGAGAAAUGGAGUUAAAGAAGAUGAUAUUGUGAAAAGAAAACAACCAGAUAUAGUAUCUAUAACCGACUCGGAGAGUAACAAAGACAUUGAAGACAUAAUAACACAUUACCAAAUCAAACAGAUUCGACCUUUGCACAAACCGACAGACAGGACCACCCCAGACAUGUCUAUAGAGAUUGAAGUGCCCCUUGCAAUGGACGGGGAAAUGGAAAUAGGGAGAAAUAGGGAAAUGGAAAUGGGGAGAAAUGGGGAAAUAGACGAUGUGAUUGAUGUGGAUGAAGAAGCGGAACCUGUGUUUAUUGAAGUUGCGGUUGGAAAAGGUCCAGGUGGUGGGGUAGAGGAGACGACCAAUGAGGACUGUAUGAUGCUCCUGGAGAGCGUCCAGUGCGAGGUGGAUCCCAGCUGCCUCAUGUUUCCCCCAGAAGAUCCCGGGAACGACCCCGGGGACGACGCGGGGAAUGACUCCGAUGUCAUAGACUUGGGGGAGAAAAAAGAAGACCCAGUCAGCCUGCUAACUUCAAGCGAUGAAGACGAAGUGAUCAUCGAAGAACCCAAAUACGACAUGGUCGAAGUGUCCGACGAGACCGACGAGGACGACGUACCGCUCGUCAGACUCGUCGACAAACCGAGCCAAAACAAAUUCCCGAAAAAUACGAAAAACACAGAUAUACUAUCGGAAACAAACUUGACUAAACUUCUAUGGGGACGACUCUGCGAAUACUACUGUUUAGAGUGCCGGUUCACUUCCACCAGCAACGCUGAGCUGAGGAAACAUAUGCAGGAGCAUUCCACACAAGUGAUACAAGUCUGUGAGAUCUGCAGCUAUACAACGUCAAGCAAACACCAAUACAUCAGACACAAAAGGAAACACAAAGAAGACAAACGGUUCAAAUGCCACUUAUGUAAAUAUUCAGCUAGGCAUAACAUGAGUCUGAUCUACCAUCUAAAAUCCCAUGACAACGGACAGUUUGUGAGUGAUAUGAGUGUGUUUAAGUGUGAAAAGUGUAAUUUCGAGACAGACUACAAAGUGAGUUUGAUGAAACAUAUCCGGAUAUGUUCCUCUAAGUCCAAGAGAUAUAGCUGUGCCAAGUGCAGCUAUGAGACGGACAGACGGAGCGACUUGAAGAGACAUAAAGCGAGAAAACACAACACUGGUAAAGAUGGUGACUAUGAACCACCAGCGUGGGUCACGCGGGCGAAGAAACCAAAAUGUGAUAAAUAGAAGAGAUCAUGACCCGCAACAAUGAGAGAUAUUUCAUUGCAAAAGGUUGAGGGAUGCCAUGGCAUUGCUUUCUCAAUAAAAUCGUCAUCGGAAGGGGUCACUCACGAUCAUUAUGGUAGGAGAUUUCGCCCUCAGCAAUGAGCAUGACCACCCUAAGAUCUCUCUCUCUCUUUUCCCCUUCAUAUUUCCAAGUCCAAUACAAAACGAGACAACAUGAGUUUGAUCUACAGUCUAAAGUAGCACGAUAGCAAACAUUUCAUGCAUGACUAAAGUGUGAAAAGUGCACUUCCGAGUAGGACUCUGUAAAGAGAGUUUGAUGAAACAUAUUCAUACAAAAUGUGAUAUAUAAAAGGGAUUACGACCCGCAACAAUGGGGUUAAUGAUACCAUAAAUUCACAGCAUUACUAAUCCGAUAAAACCCCUAGCUGUAUGGUAGCGACCAUGACCCACAAAAUGAAGGAGACUUCAUUGCAAAAGGUUGAGGGAUCAACCUCUAAGAUAUCCCACCGCAUUAUUAUUACAAUGAAACUCACCAUUAUGGAAGUGGUUAUGACCCUGAGCAGAAAGAGAAAGAAAGUAAAUUGCUGAUGGAUUUGGCAUUCCCUCACAUCAUCAUCACAAGCCGUCACUAUUUUGGAAGGAGUGACGACCCUUAGUAAUGAGUUACCACGUAAGAGACGAAACAUCACAUCUUGUACUACACUGAGGCACUGAAACGGGGGUAUAGAUGAUUUCUUUUCCAGCUUUGUUAUUAUUUUCGGGGUUCCGCACCUCAAUAGAAAAAAGGAACCCUUAUAGGAUCACUUUACUGUCUCUCUGUCUGUUCGUCUGUCGUGUCUGUCAAGAAAACCUACAGGGUAC
This is a messenger RNA of Maniola jurtina (meadow brown), 2688 nucleotides long. RefSeq names its product transcriptional repressor CTCF-like. The coding region runs from base 202 to 1827 and encodes 541 amino acids. Gene Ontology annotation, cellular component: nucleus. The record is from RefSeq and is a predicted model, not a curated record. Gene Ontology annotation, biological process: regulation of gene expression. Lineage: Eukaryota; Metazoa; Arthropoda; Insecta; Lepidoptera; Nymphalidae. The transcript is spliced from 7 exons.